Adineta ricciae is the source of this 396-nucleotide messenger RNA. The record is from the annotation of a GenBank genome assembly. NCBI's taxonomy places the organism in Eukaryota, Metazoa, Rotifera, Eurotatoria, Adinetida, Adinetidae.
AUGACGGAUUUCACCAAUGCCACAUCUCAAACUUUGGAAAAAUUACGUACCGCCGAAGACAAACUAACCCAAAUGUUAUGGAAUGCGGGAAAUAUUGUUCAACAAUUAAGUGCCGAACAAAUCAACAAAGAACAAACGGACUCGUUAGUUCGAAUUUUUUCUGAGAAUGCACAAAAUGUACAAAGUUUAUUACAUGAAAGCGUGGCCAGUUUAGAACGCAUUUCAUCAGGUCUCCCACAUGAAGAUUCAUGUUAUGCAGCUUGGUUAGAUUACAAUUUAGCAUCAAUGAGAACCGAAAGUAUACGAAAUAAGUUAUAUGAAUUGAAAAAUAAUCCCGAACUCCAACGAAGCCGCCAACGUGUCAAACAACUUGAAGCACAAUUAGCUCAACUUUGA